AUGCAAUAGUUAUUCUUAAUAAGAUUGUAGAAAAUUAGAGUAUUUGGCUUUUGUUUUGGAUAAUGUUUUGACUUUACAGAUUGCAGCAUAUUAGGUAAGGAUAAUUAUUCAGAAUCAUCUCAUCAAUGUAUAUUUGAGGGAACAUACUGUGUGAAAAUGCUAAAAUGUAAUGAUAAGAUUGGAUGUACGAAUAAAAAUUAGAAUGGGAAGCAUUGUUUUUGGAUCACUGGAACACUGAGAAAUUGUACAAAUGUCACAAAGUGUGAGCCUAGAGGUUCUUGA
Messenger RNA from Paramecium sonneborni, 282 nucleotides. The record is from the annotation of a GenBank genome assembly. Lineage: Eukaryota; Ciliophora; Oligohymenophorea; Peniculida; Parameciidae.